Molecule: messenger RNA, 2748 nt
Organism: Danaus chrysippus (African queen)
Lineage: Eukaryota; Metazoa; Arthropoda; Insecta; Lepidoptera; Nymphalidae
Source: the annotation of a GenBank genome assembly
AUGGCUGAUCUAAUUCGAGCUAUGGGAGCGCCUAUAGGACCCCCUAUAAAGGAUAAGCUGGGAUCACCGUCUACUGAAUCCGAGGAUGGGGGUGGUGAUAUUGCUGAAUUAACUGCAGAUUUGGAAUUAGAUGAAGCUGAUGGACCAAGCACUAAUGGGGAACGUCAAGCAGUUCUGGCUCCACCUGAGACGGAGUGGUAUCAUGGUCGUUUGGACAGAUACACAUCAGAAGAACGUCUCUGGGCUGCUGGGAAACAUGGCAGUUAUUUAGUUCGUGAAAGUGAUCGUAAGCCAGGAUCAUAUGUGUUAAGUUAUUUGGGACGAACUGGAAUUAAUCAUUUCAGAAUAACUGCAGUAUGCGGUGAUUACUACAUCGGUGGUCGUCAGUUUGACUCCUUGACCGAGCUUGUUGGUUUUUAUAGCCAUUGCUCUGAUUUGUUAAAACGUGAGCGUUUACUUGAACCGGUGCCUCCUCCUGAACCUGUUAAUGAUAAAAAGAGAGUUGUGGCCAUUCUGCCAUACACCAAAAUGCCGGACACUGAUGAAUUAACUUUCCAAAAGGGUGACAUCUUCUUUGUGCAUAAUGAUAUGGGUGAUGGCUGGUUGUGGGUCACUGCACAUCGGACGGGUGAGCAAGGAAUGAUUUUUAGGGAGUUGGUUGAGGACCUCGACCCAUCCAUCGAUCCAAACACCGUAUUCUCCUGGUUUCAUCCCAAUUGCACCAAGAGUGAAGCCGUUGAUAUGCUGGUCAAGGCUGGACCAGGGAGCUUUCUUGUCAGGCCUUCAGACAAUUCCCCCGGAGAUUACUCCUUAUUCUUCCACAUCAACAAUCAGAUCCAGAGGUUCAGGAUAGAGAAGAAGGGUGUGAGGUACUUGAUGGGAGGCAGGACCUUCGAAUGUCUUGACGCGGUCAUCAACAGGUAUAGGAAGGAACAGAUUGUGGAAGGACAUACUUUGGGACAACCUUUGAUCGCCGAAGGUCACGUGAUAGAGCCGCAACAGAACACUACAGGAGCGGCAGCGGAGAAGAUCUACGCGACUCUAAGAGAAUGCAGGGAUCAGAUUGGCUUAAAGAAGAUGAAGGGUAUCAAACAUCAAGGUUAUCUACACAAGAAAUCAGAUAAAGGCGCGAAGAAGUGGAAAGCGCUGUACUUUGUCCUCUUGCAAGAAGGAACCGAUACACAUUUGUAUUUCUAUGACUCGCCAAAACGUACCAAACCAAAAGGACUUAUUGAUUUGUCAUGUGCUUACUUAUACCAGGUGCACGAGUCUCUAUGGGAGCGUGAGUUUUGUUUCCAAUUAGUAGAGCGUGCGUUGCCUUGCCUCUCUACUCAUACCUUCUUGGCCGCUGCAUCAGCCGGAGAAUUAAGAGCCUGGCUUGAAGCAUUGAGACCGCUGUGUGUACCACAACAGGCUAGACAUCAUUGCAAGGUGGCUCGUGUAGUGUGGCUGCGUGCUCUCCGCGUCCGUUGUGUGACCGCUCACCGUCUGCCCGCUAGGCUCGCCCCGCGGCCUUACCUGCGUCUCGCGUUAGGAGCCGCGCCCGUAGCACGCACUAGGGCCAGACCUUCGCCCGACCCGCACUGGGAUGAUGAGUUUGUUUUCGAUGACGUACCACCGGAUGUAACAUCGUUUACCAUCACCGUACACAAUACCGGAAAGAGAGGGAAAGAAUCAGAAGUAGCUGAACUUACUAUUGAACUUGCAAAUUUGGCUAAUGGUGAAGAAGUAGAAGAAUGGUAUCCGCUUGCGGGAAUGACGCCUAUUGGCGAGUGGGGUUCCUUGAGACUUCGUAUAAGAUACAUGCAAGAGCUGGUGAUGCCUCGUGAGGAGUACAACCCAUUACGUCAGCUUCUCCUCGAGCCCGGCUUGCCGGCCGUCAAGGCGCUGGCUGAUCUCUGUCGCACGGACAGACAACCUUUGGCUACAUCGGUAUUACACGCGUUCUCCGAGUGCGGCCGCGGGGCGGAGCUAGCUCGUGAAUUGUCAGCGGCUGAAGUAUCUCGCGAGGCUGAUCACCGAGCAUUGUUCCGAGCCGCCUCCCUUGCAACCGCAGUACUCGAUGAGUUCAUGCAUGCACUAUGCAAGCCAUUCCUACAGGCUGCUAUAGCGGAGACGGUACAGAAGUUGAUAGAUUCAAAACAGUCAGCUGAGUUGAAUCCUACAAAGAUGGACUCACCGGAUGAUGCUUGUAACAACGCUGAGUUCCUGUUGAUGAUACUCGACCAGAUAACACUAUCAAUCUUCACGUCCCCGGAGGCGUGUCCCCGUCCUAUACGCUAUCUGUGCGGUUGUUUGCAACGAGCGGCUGUAGCGAAGUGGCCGAACGAACGAUUCGUAAGGACUAGGGUUGUAUCUGGAUUUAUCUUCCUGCGCCUGAUCUGCCCUGCGUUAGUUGAGCCUCGUUCGUGGGGCCUGGUGACGUCAGCGCCGCCGCCUCACGCACAACGCUCGUUACUGAUGGUGGCUAAAUGUCUGCAGAAUCUCGCAAAUCUCAUUGAAUUCGGGGCUAAGGAGCCGUACAUGGAAGUGGUGAAUCCAUUUAUACUGAAAAACAAAGAGCGUAUGGUUGUGUUUUUGGACCAGUUGAGUUCAGUACAAGACCCCGGCAACCCGCCACCGAAUUCAAACAAUAAUUUUGACAUAGCAAAGGAGCUAGCAACCAUUCAUCACAUCUGCGUGUCACAUUUGGCGGAACUGCAGAAUCUGGCCAAGACCCAGACAGCCAUCAGGAAGACACGCCUUUAA